AUGGCAGCAAACACUUGGCUUGUGACCGGUGCUUCCUCUGGUCUUGGAACAAAAAUCGCCGAAGUGGCUUUGAAAGCCGGCCAUAAAGUGAUUGCCACAGCUCGUAAUCCAACAAAAGCAGCAGCACAAAACCCUCAGAUCGAACAGCUUGGCGGUACAUGGGUCCAACUCGAUGUAACAGAAAGCGAGACAACAGCGAAAGUGACCGACGCGAUAAACCAGGCCGGCGGGAGAAUCGAUGUAGUCGUCAAUAAUGCUGGAUACUCGCUGCUGGGCAGCAUCGAAGAUAUGAGCGAGGACGAGAUCUCCACACAGUUCAGCACAAAUGUUUAUGGCCCUGUUCGUGUACUAAAAGGUGCUCUGCCAUUUAUGCGGGCACAACGAUCAGGGACGGUCGUCAAUAUCAGCAGCAUUGCUGGAUUAGAUGGACUACCUUCGUGUGCCAUGUAUGCCGGGACCAAGUUUGCUCUGGAAGGUGAGAGGUCUUUAUAUUCAACAAGACAAGGAUGUAUAUCCACAGUGAAUUUUGAGCAAUCUUUUAACCAGUCCACACAUUUAGGCAUGUCGGAAAGCCUUUCAAGAGAGCUAGCACCAUUCGGCAUCCGUGUACUCAUCGUCGAACCAGGUGCCUUCCGUACCCAAUUCUUGGCUGCCUUAGUUGAGCCAGCUGCGAGAAUGAACAAGGACUAUGUUGACACGCCAUUGGAGUAUGUUCUCAAUAAGUUUCGAUCGGCCGAUGGAAACCAACAAGGGGACCCUUUCAAAGCGGCCCAGAGGAUUGUGGAAGUUGUGUCAGGUACAGGCAUAGGCGCUGGAAAGGGCAAUUUGCUUCGAUUACCGCUUGGUCCAGAUUGCUACCAGCGAUUUCAGGCGAAAAUCGAAAAUAUGCAGGAGAAUUUAGCGCAGGUAAAGGAGAUUGCGCACUCAACUAGCCAUGAAUAG
Molecule: messenger RNA, 942 nt
Organism: Penicillium longicatenatum
Lineage: Eukaryota; Fungi; Ascomycota; Eurotiomycetes; Eurotiales; Aspergillaceae
Product: putative short chain oxidoreductase/dehydrogenase
Exons: 1
Coding region: 1-942 (313 amino acids)
Source: RefSeq, a predicted model, not a curated record